AAAAGAAACGAAGCAGCCAGCAGUGAGCAGUUUUGUUGGCCGUUGGCAGUCGGCUAAUGGGAAUUAUUCCGAAUUGUUAGCCUGGUAGAUAUUCUAAGAUGGCUUACUCCGUGAAUAUUUCUGUGGAAGCACCUAUUGAAAAUCAAAUUCAAGAAAUCACUUAUGAUGGACAAGAAAUUUACCAAACCCCUUUGUCAAUGUCAGAGAGCCUGGCUAAAUUGGCUCAGAAAAUAGAUUUCAGUAAAACAGCAACAGAUCAUCUACGGAAAGAACCUGACUCUUCUGAACGAGGAGAGGAAGAUGGAUCCACUAAAGAUUCUACAUCUUUUCAGUCAUCGCUUUGGCCUUGGGAUUCUGUUAGAAAUAAACUCAGGGCGGCGAUGACGGAAGUGUGUGUCUUGGCUGACGUUCUGAGUGUAGCGAAACAGAAGAGAUAUAUGAUCUUGGAUCCUGUUCCUCAGCCAGAUCCGAUCCCUCAGGCAAAAGAUAUGGCUCAGAUAUAUGCCAGGAAAAAGGCCCUAGCUAGUGCGGCGGCUGUGUUGAUUAAUGGAGGUGACAGACUGAGGGCAACACAGAACGAGGCGGCUCGCAAUCGAACUAUUCAAGACUUUCACAUUGAACUACUGAGACUGCGACAGAACUGGAGACUCAAGAAAGUGUCCAACUCCAUAAUAGGAGAUCUGAGCUAUAGGACAGCCGGGUCGAAGUAUGCUCAGACAGGUAUAUUUGAAGUGACCAAAGCUGAGGAGGAGCCCAGCACCAGUACCAGUCCACCACCCUCCCCUGGUGUCGCACCACCUGUCAAGCAGACCUCGGCCCUGCGCGUCACUGUGCCUAGUGAACUCCAGGGUGUGGCAUACAUCAAGGUGAUGUGUCAGAAAGGCCAAGAAGACAUGUGCAGCGCUAAUAUCAACAUUAUAGGCUCUAGUCACCCUGUCAGUAGCUCUGACCUGCACUGGCAGCAGAGAUUGGAGGCCGCCCAGAAUGUCCUGUUCUGCAAGGAGCUGUUCAAUCAGCUGGCGAAAGAGGCAGUGCAGUUGCAAAGUCCAAUACCUCACAUGGUUGUCGGCAAUCAGAUUAUGGCCACUGUGUUGCCGGGACUGCAAAUGAUCAUAGAGCUGUGCCACAGUGGGACAGGGAAAAAAUCCUCCACCCCACAGAACCAAAGCCCAGACCACGACCAUGUGUUGGAGCAUUCUUUACACCAACUGUUGCGGGAAGUGCACCACAAAAACACUCACCACCCCUUCCCUCAUCCCUCUUCAGCUCCCAUCGGCCCCUCUAAGCGCAGGUGUCUGGCGGGACCCAACGCCGCUGACAGGCAUCAGCUCCUAGAGAUGUCUAAGAGCCAGACCUUGCUGGAAGAAAUUAUCCAGCAGGCCCAGCACUUCUUCAUGCGACUGCGUACGCAGUAUGUUCUGGACGCAAUAGCAAAGGACGUUAAGGACCCGCUAAUAGUUUCUCACUGGAAUGGGCUCAAUUCUCCUACACUAUCUUGUGUCAAGGUAAACAUUGUGAGCAGUGGCUACGACACUAUUUGUCGCACCUCACUUGUAGUCCACAUCGGAGAGAAGAGUCUGAAAUGUGUGGGUCGUGACGGCCGCGUCGUGCACAUGAGUUAUGAGACUCAGGAAUUGCGAGAUCUCAUCUAUUGUCAGAUCUACCAGCACCAGAUCACCGGAGUGCAGGCUCUGGCAAAGUGUAUGGGCUGGCAAUUCUUGGCCAAUAGCUUUCAUCUAGGCAUCGGAGCAGUCGAGAUGUUGGGCAACGCAAGCAGUUGUAUCCUAGCGUCACCGAUCGGAGACAGGAUGAUAGCCGUGAGGUGUGAGCCUCUGGGUGGCGUUCAGGUCUCCAUAGCUCACUCCCCCCGCAAGGACUUCUUCAGUGGACAGCUGGUGAAGGAGCGAAAAUGGGAGAAUCUUGGGGGAGCCUUUAAGGAAGUCCGAUGGGACAAGAUGGAAGGCAAGAAUUUCCUGAACAAGAUGGAACUGCUGAUGGCAAGCCUGACCAGCUCCUAGUGCGGACUCCCCUACUCUGGGCUGCUGAACGUGUUGUGAGUUACAGAAUCCACAGAUAUGUUUGUCAAGUUUUACGUGUUGAUACCACCACUUUUAACGACAAACAAUUGCCUCGGUAUGACUAAAACCUACAAGUAUUUUUUUUAAGUACCGUAACAAAAGAUAUUUUUAAAUAUAAAUUCUUUAUAUUUUCUAAACUUUAUUUUUAAUUCUUUGACAACUAUAACUGCAACAGUUAAAAUUUACUUUCAUAUUAAAUUGUUGAUUAGUAAAAGUUAUUAAUUAGGAAGCAAAAAAUAAAUCAGUGAAAUAUUUUUAUAUAUAAUAAUAAUGUUUCAGCUAGUUUUAGGCAGUGUUUUCUUUAUAUUAUAACUGAUAAUCAUUUGUUUCAACAAUGACAGCAUAUUUUGCUAGUAAUAGUGCUUAAACUGGUGGAUUUUGCAAAAAAAAAAAAAACAAAAACAAAUUGAGGUAAGCAUUUGUUUGCAUACAACCAAUGUAAUUGUAGAAACCUAUCUGUAACUCACAACAUUAGUACGUGCGUCCUGUGUGAAGAAAUAUGAGUGAAAAAAGUAUUAUGGCCAACUUGAGCUCAACUUCUACUAUAAUUAUUAAUUUGUUAAUCUUGCCAAAGAGUGUUGCAACAUGAUAUUCUCUGUGGAUGCAAGACAUUUUGUGAUUACAUUAUGUAAAUGA
Molecule: messenger RNA, 2714 nt
Organism: Homalodisca vitripennis (glassy-winged sharpshooter)
Lineage: Eukaryota; Metazoa; Arthropoda; Insecta; Hemiptera; Cicadellidae
Product: mediator of RNA polymerase II transcription subunit 17-like
Exons: 9
Coding region: 99-2018 (639 amino acids)
Biological process (GO): regulation of transcription by RNA polymerase II
Cellular component (GO): core mediator complex; mediator complex
Molecular function (GO): transcription coregulator activity
Source: RefSeq, a predicted model, not a curated record